UUUAGUCCAGUCUUCCAUAGGAAUUUCCGACGAUAGGUUCCUACAGUUGAUAUUUGUGGAUUAAUAAGCAGUUUAUAUAUUAGAAAUGGCGUCAAAUAAAGUCAAUCCAGAUUUAUUGAAAGAACGUGCGCAGUGCACAUUCAAUGUGCAAGAAGUUACAUUUAUUCUGGAUGGAGGAGAGCAGAAUACAGAAAGAAGAAAGACGAUUGAGAGAAUAACUCUGGAUGAUGGGCAGCAUCAGGACAAGAUCCCGGAGGAAUGUCUGAGCCCUCGGGAGCGCUACGAGAACGCUGUGCGCAAGUCCUGUGUGUACGCCAACAUUGUCAAGAGCAGAAUGUCUGACUUGACUGGUUUGGAGACCUUUGGUUUACAUUCGGCGGUGCUCCGUCGCACUUCUGAUGCGUUCUUCAAAGAGAUAUCUCCCUUUCUGCUGCACGUGGGAAUGUUCAUGCCCACCAUCAUGGGUCAAUGCACCCCGGAGCAGAUGGCGCACUGGCUACCCCUUGCUGUUGACAUGAAGAUCAUUGGGACUUAUGCUCAGACUGAGCUAGGCCAUGGAACAUUUAUCAGAGGAUUGGAGACGACGGCUACGUAUGAUCCUGCGACUGAGGAAUUUGUGCUACAUAGCCCGACCUUGUCUUCCUACAAAUGGUGGGCAGGAGGACUCGGCAAAACUGUCAACCACUGCAUAGUGGUAGCCCAGCUGUACACCAAAGGGGUUUGUCAUGGAAUCCAUCCCUUCAUAGUCCAGAUUCGAGACAUGGACACUCAUAUGCCAUUGCCAGGAGUGAAAGUCGGAGAAAUCGGGCCUAAAAUGGGCUUCAAUACGGCCGAUAAUGGAUUCUUGAUCUUUGACAACUUCAGAAUACCCAGAGAGAAUUUAAUGAUGAAGAAUGCUCAAGUAUUGAAAGAUGGAACUUACGUAAAAGUGGCGAGACACGAGAAGCUGACCUAUGGCACCAUGGUGUUCGUACGCGUGAUGCUGGUCAGUGAGAUGGCGUUCAACCUCGCGAAGGCGGUUACCAUAGCCGUGCGUUACUCGGCAGUGCGACGACAGUCUCAACCCAGGCCUAAUGAACCAGAACCUCAAGUGCUGGACUACCUGACGCAACAGCACAAACUCUUCAUCUGCAUUGCCACGACCCACGCGAUGCAGUUCACCAGCGAGUGGCUAUGGGCUACCUUCACUGGUGUCCUGCAAGAGAUGAAGCAUGGAAACACGGACAAGCUACCUGAGCUUCAUGCCUUAUCAAGCUGCCUGAAAGCCAUCUGCACCUCAGACUGCUCAUCGCUGAUCGAGCAGUGUCGGUUCGCAUGCGGUGGUCAUGGCUACAUGCUGUCCUCUAAUCUCCCUCUGUUGUACUCCUUCGUCACCGCCACCAGGACUUAUGAAGGAGACUAUACUGUUCUCCUGUUGCAGACUGCCAGAUUUUUAGUGAAAACAUGGGAACAAGCAGAAGAGGGAAAGCCCGUGACACCAACUUUGUCAUAUAUUAUGCGAGCAGUUAAUGGCGAGAGAGUGCUAUGGGAUUCUUCCCCUGAAGGAAUCGUCAAGGCAAUGGAAAGUGUCGCUGCUGGGAAAGUAUCAUCGUGUGUGAAAAGUAUGCGAAGACAUUUACAAUGCGGAAAAGAUUACGAAGACGCCUGGGAACUUACAACAGUUCAACUAGUAGCAGCUGCUGAGGCUCAUUGCAGAGCAGUUAUUUGCAACGUGUACCACAAGGAGACUGCCAGGUUGACUGCUUCCUCAAGCCCUGAAGUCAAAGUGGUGAUGGCUCAUCUGAACACCCUGUACCUCUACUAUUGGACAUUGGAGAAGACCGGUGAUCUAUUGAGGUUUUCAUCAUUAUCGGAGGAUGAUAUACAUUCCCUGCAGCAGAGAUAUGAGGAGCUGUUGGCACUGAUAAGGCCAAAUGCUGUGGGGCUUGUUGAUGCCUUUGAUCUGAGAGACGAUGUGCUGAAGUCCACACUGGGAGCGUACGACGGUCGUGUGUAUGAGAGAAUUGUGGAAGAAGCGUUCAAGAGUCCACUCAAUUCUAAGCCAGUGGACGAAAGUUUCCACAAGUACCUCAAACCUUUCAUGCAGGGCAAGCUGUAGAAAAAAAUAAAUAGCAAAAACAAUUAAAAAGUAACGUUCCAGCCAGUGAUUAUUGUAUCUAAAAAUUGUCUAUCUUUUGAUUUUUUAUGCCAAUACUGGCGAGUUUUAAAAAAUAAAAAUCGAAUAAAGAUUGAAACUAUUUAAAAAAGUUUGAUCCCGAAAUUCUAUUUAUUUUGAAGGUUUUGUUGUCAGAAUUCUAAACUGUAAAUUAUAUAAAAUAUUACUUUACUCAAUAAUAUUUAAUUAUUAUUUACAAUGUUAUUGUUAUUAUAUACCUACCUAUAUAUUAUAUGGAUAAUAUACCUAUCUAAAUAAACGAAAAUGACGUUAUCAUAUAAUUGU
This is a messenger RNA of Plodia interpunctella (Indianmeal moth), 2440 nucleotides long. Its product is annotated as probable peroxisomal acyl-coenzyme A oxidase 1. Gene Ontology annotation, molecular function: FAD binding; acyl-CoA oxidase activity; fatty acid binding. Bases 86 to 2098 code for a protein of 670 amino acids. Gene Ontology annotation, biological process: lipid homeostasis; fatty acid beta-oxidation using acyl-CoA oxidase. Lineage: Eukaryota; Metazoa; Arthropoda; Insecta; Lepidoptera; Pyralidae. Gene Ontology annotation, cellular component: peroxisome. The record is from RefSeq and is a predicted model, not a curated record. The transcript is spliced from 13 exons.